Molecule: messenger RNA, 1231 nt
Organism: Mustela erminea (ermine)
Lineage: Eukaryota; Metazoa; Chordata; Mammalia; Carnivora; Mustelidae
Product: collagen alpha-2(I) chain-like
Exons: 3
Coding region: 93-1157 (354 amino acids)
Source: RefSeq, a predicted model, not a curated record
CCGCGGCCGCCCCCGCCGCCGCCGUCCCUUCCUCCCCUCCGCCGGAGCGAGCGCCUCAGCAGCGGCCGCCGCAAGAGGUGGCCGGACGCAGCAUGAGGAGGAGACGCGAGACACAAAAGCGGGGCCCGAGGGGAAGUGGCGCCCGCUCAGCCCCCGCGCGCCGCGGGGCGCGCAGCCAUCGACGCCGCCUGGGCAGCGGCCGGCAAACUUUUGCGAGGCUGGCUCUCCGCGAGUGCCCGGGCCCGGGAGGGGGCCCUCCGCAUACUUCCGAGCGGGCUGUGCCCGCGCCGGUCCCCAGACGCCGUCUGCCUCUUUUCCUCCUCCCCACUUUUUGGCUCGGCUGCCCCCGGCGGCGCUCGGAGUCCCGCCCCGGCCGCUCCCCGCCCCCUCGCGGCGGCUCCCACUGCGCGACUUUGUUGCCACCAAAAGGAGGGGGUGCGCGCCCAACAAAGAGACCCGACUCCAGGCGGCGCCUCCGCGCGCGGCCGGCCGGGGUAGUGGAUGGGCGGGGACCGGCUGGCCCGGCCGGGUGUGGGGGACGGCGGGCCGGUGUCACUGACGGGGCUGCCGAACCUCGGCCGCCGCCGCCUCCCACCCAACUUACGUGUCACCCACGGCCCCGCUAUUCUGGCCAACGGGAUUCCGGGAGGAAGUCCCACUCGGGCUCCCCGCUCAUUGGGCCCGUCAGAGCCGCCGCUCCCUCCCUUCGGGGAGGCAGUGCGGGGCUCGAUUGGACGCCCGCUUUGUCCGUCCGACCCCGGGGCCGCGCCUUCCCUCCCACCGCGAGGGCCCGCGAGGGGCUCCGUGGGCAGCGCGGCCGACUGGCGCCGGGGUGCGCCCACGUGGAGCGCGGGUGGGUGGGGAGAGCCCGCCGAGCCUGGGGCGGGGAGGUUGGGGUGCGCGGGCGACGUGUCCAGGCUUGCGGCUGGGCGAGGGUAAAGCCUUUGUUUUGUGUGCGGAUUUGUUGUUGGUGGGAACUCAGCUUAGCCACUGAAGCCAAAGAACAUCUUUCAGAUUCCAGUCUCUGCUUCACUGAGUGGGGCAAGAUCUUCAGGAUAUUUGUAUGGGAGACUGAGAAGUUCAAGAUCUGUGGUCAGCAAGCUGGAGACCCAGAAGAGCUGAGGGCAAUUUUCCAAUUGAAGUUCAAAGGCCUGUGAACCAGGAGAGCAGCUGAUAUAUGUCUCAACCCGACUUUGAGUCCAAAGGUAGAAGACUGAUGUUUCAAGUUAAA